UUCCGGACGGCGCGUGAGGACGAGCGCAGCAGUUUGACAGCGGCGGAGCGGCGAGACGGACUGCACGCAGACGCGAUGUUUAUAAAUGUGAUAUAAAUGCGGUCUGUUCGCGUUGACAGCUCCGCGAGCAGCAUACUGACGCUCCGGGACGCGAUGUUUGACGCGCGAUGACUUGUGCGAGUUAAGGCUGAUGUGUGAUAUGCGCUCUGUUCCUGUCCGCCAGUAUGGUAGACAUGGAAAGACACUACAAUCCCCCAUCACCGCUGGAUGACUCUGUGUUGGACAGCCCUUUGUGCAGAGACUUUAUCGGUGGUAUGGAAGAUCUUCAGGAUAUCUCUCAAGCCAUCGAUGAGGAUGCGCUCAGCACCAUCGAGAUGACAGAGAAUCAGUCAUCGGGUCUCGGAUCGGGUUCAGAGAGUUCCACUGCGUUAGACGCAUUGACGCCAGCCUCCAGCCCAUCAUCAGGUGUGUAUGGUGGUCCGGCAGGACAGGAUGAGUUCACCUCCGGUUCCUUGAAUCUGGAGUGUCGUGUGUGUUCUGAUCGGGCGUCAGGAUAUCACUAUGGAGUUCAUGCCUGUGAGGGGUGUAAGGGUUUCUUCAGACGGACCAUUCGCCUUAAACUGGAGUAUGACAAGUGUGAACGCCGCUGUAAGAUCCAAAAGAAGAAUCGAAACAAGUGCCAAUACUGUCGAUUUCAGAAGUGCCUGAUGGUGGGAAUGUCUCACAAUGCCAUUCGGUUUGGGCGAAUGCCGCAGUCGGAGAAGCUCAGACUGAAGGCGGAGAUCCUGACCGGUGAACGUGAGGUUGAAGACCCGCAGGUGGCUGACCAGAAAACUCUCGCCAAGCAGAUUCACGAGGCCUACCUGAAGAACUUCAGUAUGAACAAAUCCAAAUCACGUAGCAUCUUGACAGGAAAAGCAAGCACACCGCCGUUUGUCAUCCAUGACAUGGAGACUCUUCAGCUGGCCGAACAAACGUUUGUGGCAAAGAUGGUGGGAUCCUCCGGUGGGCUGUUAAAUAAAGACCCAGAGGUUCGAAUAUUUCACUGCUGUCAGUGUACAUCUGUGGAGACGGUUACUGAGCUGACAGAGUUCGCCAAAUCUGUGCCGGGCUUCUCUAACCUGGACCUGAACGACCAGGUAACGCUUUUGAAGUACGGCGUCCACGAGGCGCUCUUCGCAAUGCUGGCGUCCUGCAUGAAUAAAGACGGCCUGUUGGUGGCGUACGGUAGCGGCUUCAUCACCAGAGAGUUUCUGAAGAGCUUACGGCGGCCCUUCAGCGACAUGAUGGAGCCCAAGUUUCAGUUUGCCAUGAAGUUCAACUCCCUCGAGCUGGACGAUAGCGAUCUUGCGUUGUUCGUCGCUGCCAUCAUCUGUUGUGGAGAUCGUCCAGGCCUGACGAACGUGCCACACAUUGAACUGAUGCAGGAGAGCAUCGUCAACGUUCUUCAGACACAUCUGAGAAGCAACCAUGCUGAUAAUGUCUUCCUCUUCCCUAAACUCCUGCAGAAACUGGUGGAUCUCCGACAGCUGGUGACCGAGCACGCUCAGUUAGUGCAAGAGAUCAAAAAGACAGAGGACACGGCACUGCAUCCAUUACUGCAGGAGAUUUAUAGAGACAUGUACUGACUCGGGUCUGAUGCUCUCGGACACAACGUUGACCAUUAAUGGUUCCUUCCUCUAGUAGAUUUCAAGAAGAGUCUGGAAAGGACAUAAAGCCUCCAAACUGAGGGGCUUCGGCAUGAACCACUAUUCCCAGGAUUUGCUGGGAUUCUGGGCCUGUCAGAAAAAUGUACAGAAACAUUAUUGUUGGGUUAAAACGAUUGGUUUCUGUGUUUGUUGGUGAGAAAGUUAAGAUAUAAACUAAACUUGACCUGUGGUUUUAAGACUAGAGAUAUUUUUGAAUACUUGGGCCAGAAACUGUGAAUCAAACACUAAUAUGCCCAUCUUCGUACAGCAAUAUUACUUUUGUAUUGAAAUGCAGUAAAUUUUCAGUAUGACCACCCAAGUGACUUCCUCAUAGACCCUCAGUAACUAGUAAAACUGACUGGUUUAUACUCUACAGGGACAUUUAACUUUAGACUUACCGUUGUUACAAGCACAUUAUUUUGUAUCAUGCUAAUAUGAAGCACUUUGAAGCGUUUUAGUAUCUUAAACAGUUUCUGCAAAUUUUCAUAUUGUUUGUCCUGUCCUUCAUGAGCUCUCAUACAGCCCUCGGAUAACGUUCACUGAUUUUUUCGUUCACACCAUAGACGGAUGACGCGUUUCAUAGACUUCCAUUGUAAGAAAAUGAAGCGAAAUAUAUCAAAAAUGGCCGCUGACAUCAUUUAGAGUAAGAAUCCUGGAGUAAAGUCUGUUUUUUUACAUGUAUCCGAAUGUAUGCUCACCGCCAAAUGCACAGCCCUGCAAGGUAUAGUUUAUUUGACUCGUACGUGUACAUUGAUGUUCUAUGCAUGCGCAUUGCGACAAAAUGCAAUGCAUCUCUUGGGCUACAUACUGCAUUCUCCAGUAGGCACAUGCAAAGGUUUCGAAAAUCCGGUGGUGUACUUGCAGUACGUGCGCACUCUUCUGAUAACGAACAUUGCGUCACACGCACUGUAUGCGGACCAGCACAUACAUGUAAAACAUUUACUUACUUUGGUUUAUGCUGCGUUUACACCAACCGCGUUUCAGGAAAUCGUGUCUACCGCUUAAACAGUUUGAAUGCAUUUAGAGCGAAGUAGACGCACGGAAAAAGCAAGCAUUUGAUGGGCGUCAGAGGCAAAAUCCCCUUCUUGUGGGAGGGGCAAGUGCUAUACGGUUGUCUGUUUGCAAGAUGACUGAUGUUGAUUGUGCAUUUAUCGAGAGAGUUACCAGUUUGUAUUUGGUCACCUUACUAUAGGGGGAAAAUAAAGGCGCGGGUUGAUAAACGUCACGUGACUCAAAAGUGAAAUGUGUAUUACAACUUACCAGGUUGCGCGAUGUCCUCACUGACAAUCUUCCGAGCGAGUUCCUUUUUAUUCCAGUCUCUAUAGAAAUAAGAAUUUGUGUCGUAUAGCUCCGCGUGACUGCUUACGGACAAUAUCAAGUGUUCCUUCAGGUUGAAUGAUUGACUCUGGGCGGGGCUGCCGCCACAGCAGCAAGCAGGCUCCUGAUUGGUUAACGUGGCGCAAAAUUCCACCAAAGUUAAAAUUUUUCAAUUCGGGUGUCAGCUGCAAAUUCGCGUCAAACGCAAAAUGCACAAGAAGCACCAUUCACGCGUACCGCGCCAGACGCUCAAUUCACGCGGAAUUGAGGCGGAAUCGCGUCUUCCGCACCACGCCAGACGCCUCAUUCGCGCUGCAAGACCUCCAGACACGAGUCAAUGCGUCUUCACAUUGACUUAACAUUGAAAUCACUUGCGCUUCACGCCUCUACCGCGGCUGGUGUAAGCGCAGCAUUAGAGUCUGCGUGGUAGUGAUCAAGCGGUAUCAAGGCUCCGCCCAUUUUCACAUUUGACUCGUUCACAGAUGCAAAUCAAGUCGUCACACCACUUUUAAUAGCAAUUAACUCUUUCCCCGCCAUUGAUGAGUUAUCUUGUCAAUUAAGAUAAAACAUUUGCAUGAAAAACGUGUUCCUGAUGAAUUUUUAUCCACUAGAUGGCACACAAUUUAUCUAAAUUUUUUUAUUAAUUUUAUUCUGAUCUCUAACAAAAUUCCUUCGAAUUCUUUCAUUAGAUAUAUUUGUAUGUUUUUAUAUUUUAAGAAGAAAAUUUUCCUGGAAGGCAUUUUGUGAAACUUUUGUGAAAAUCAAGUGGGCAACUUUUUAAAAAAAUGCUGGUGGGGAUGAGUUAAUGAGUUACUUUAAAACACAAAGAAAAACAAACAUGUAAAAGUACAUUAACAUGAUAAAAAUGACUAAAAUACUAUUACUGGGCAAAAUAUUUUUGAAGUUUAAGUUUGGCUCAAAUAUAUGACACAAAAAAGCAAAAUGAUUUCUAUUAAGCAUUUUAAUAAGCAUUUCAAACGUUAGUUCUCUAAACCGCCCAGACACAGAAGCUAAUGUUAAAAAGUUAUUGUAUUGGAGUUUUCGGAUGGUUACACAUAAGACGUUGCUAGAUUUAUGCUUGUCACCUGGUUUGAUACGAACAAAAACCAAACAAAUGUAAGCUCUGAUUGUCAGCAGUUAUUUGCGUUCUUACAGAACUUCAGUGUCAUUGAAAAGACAGAAAUACUGAAUUCAGCGUAAUACGUGAGGAUGUGCAUUUCUGAUAUGCACUUACAUUGUAAAAUGUGUUUUUGUUUGUAAGUUGUGUCCUUGCUUCUCUGGGGCUCAGUUUCGAUUGUUAAACAGCUCGGAUAUUGUUAAGGUAUUGUGUGCACUAUGCAAGAUUAUGACUAUGUUGUUUAUUAAAUGUAGUCUUUUUAUACUAAGGCAAAGUUAUCUUUAUGAAUAUAUAUAUAUCAGAUGUUCAAUCCAUUUUUUCCCAGUGCAACAUAAAAACAGAGAAAUCACUGUGUCAAGCCUAAAUUGUCUUAAAUUCCCACAUUAUAAUGAACCGAUACACAAAUCAAAUAAGAAACCGAUGUACACACUGCAAAAAAAAUUGAUUUUCAAGAAAAAAAAUCAUAAUUUUGUCUUGUUUCAGUAAAAAUAUCUAAAUUAAGAUGCUUUUUCUUGAUAAGCAAAACGACUCAAGAAAGUAAGUCUAGUCUUUAGACCAAAAAUAUCAAUUUUUUUGCUUGUUUUAUUUUUUUACUGAAAACAAGACAAAAAUACUAAGAAUUUUUUCCUUGAAAAUCGUUUUUUGCAGUGUAAACUUGUUUAUUAUAUUGCACAAAUAUUAGAGAUGCACGGAUACUAAAUUUCUUUGCCGAUACGAUAAGUAGAGUGAUGUCUGACGAUACCGAUUACCGAUAGUUUGGAAGUUUUACUUGUUGCACUUAAAUUAACACAAUUUUGAAAGAAAUGCAAAUACAACUUUUUCUUAAUUCUUUUUUUCGCUAUCCAUUUUCCAAUAGUGUGAAAAAACGCUUUUACUGGCCGAUUACAGAUUAUUAGCCGAUAUAUCGCUAACAAAUAUAUAAAAAGAGAAUCCUGAUUUGACACUUUAUUUCUUCUAACAUCAGGGAAGGUUUAUAAAUAUUGGUCCUAGAUCAGUGUUGCUACUGUUAGAAACCUUUUUGCAUACAAAUCUGUGUUUGUCUGUGAAGUCGUGCAUUGGCGUAAAAAACAUUUCUGUAGCAGAAAUUCAUGACAAGGCAAUUAAAAGCAGUUUAUUGUAUUGAAUCAAAGCUCUUGUUAUUUCAUGUGGACUUUAACAGGGUCUACGUGAUUUUAUUUUGCCACAAACUGUUACUGAAAAACUGAUGCUUAAACAUCCAAACCUUUAUUCUGACCAAUCCUAUUGUUUCUUUGUAAGCAUCUCCUGUCAGGUUGUUUUAAUAUCAACCCGUAGUCUCAGGUACAAGAGUAAUAUACUCCUGAACAUUUUAUUCGUAUAGAUUUCUAUACAUCUGCCACUGCCAUGUCAAGCCAAAUGGUUUGUAAAUCCAGCGAGGUUCUUAACGGUGCGCUUUCUGACGUGUCUCAACACACUGUCAGGACAUUUUAGAAAUGAGUAAAUGCAGUAAAAGCAUCAUUUUACUAGCUUGGUGUCGUUUUCAUAUCAGUUAAUGUGCUUAUUAUUAAUGCUGACUGAUUUACUUUAUUUCUGUUUAAUGUGUAAAUGUGUUCAUAUCCCUUCAGAAUGUGCUGAAUACUCAUCCUCCAAUCACGGUUAUUAGUACGGCUGUGUGCAGAAUUGAAUGCUAAGCUUACUACAUACUAACUACUGGACAUUAUACAGUAUAUUGUAUACUGCAUUUGUGUGUGUGCAAUGUUAAAUGUGUUACCUUCUUGCAUGUUUAAUUUUAGGGGAUGGGUCAAUGUUUAUUUUAAAUGUUUGUGUAAAAGUCAAGCAAGAAAAGAGAUUUGAGGCUAACAUUACUGGUUUCAUUUUCAUACUGGGAAUCUGAAGGUCAAAUGAGACGCAUUGCAUUGUGGGAUACAUUUUCAUGUGCUGUGUGCGCCCUGGUUGUGUAUUGCACAUCUGUUCUCCCUGCUACAAUGUACGUAAUACAAACAGCAGAAAUAGUGAAGUGUGGCAGUAUGUCUUUCACGUGCCUUAGAUUCAGACGGACUGCAGGUUAUUCAAUGAAGGUGAAUGAUUUAUGGCACAUUUGAAUGUCACUUGUACAAUUAGUAGUUGCAAAACUGGUUGUUUUUUUGUGUAUUAUAAUUAAAAAUUGAUCAAAAUAAGGUUUCAUAUGCCAAUCGAGCAAAUGUGCAUAAAGUAUUACAUUGUUUUCUGUUUAUUAUUCAUUCAUUAAAAUAACAUGCUUUGUUGUUUUCAACUAGAAUGCAUGGCGGUAGAAGGGAUUCGAAUGAUUUUAUAUCAGGGAAUUGUCUCUUGGUCUUCCCGUAGUCCGUAUAGCUCAGGUCAAAGUGAAAUAUUGCUCUGCCUUUCACAGCAUAAUGUCUAAUAAACGAUUUAUACACAGA
This is a messenger RNA of Paramisgurnus dabryanus, 6500 nucleotides long. It is a transcript of the gene pparab, whose product is annotated as peroxisome proliferator-activated receptor alpha b. The record is from RefSeq and is a predicted model, not a curated record. Lineage: Eukaryota; Metazoa; Chordata; Actinopteri; Cypriniformes; Cobitidae. Gene Ontology annotation, molecular function: nuclear receptor activity; zinc ion binding; DNA-binding transcription repressor activity, RNA polymerase II-specific. Gene Ontology annotation, cellular component: nucleus. Gene Ontology annotation, biological process: fatty acid metabolic process; positive regulation of transcription by RNA polymerase II; cell differentiation.